AUGGGCGCCGGCGGCGGUGGGGAUGAGGAAGGAGAGGGGGGGACAGCGGGUUCGUUCAUAUACAGCUUCGUGGCGAGGGGGACAAUGGUGCUGGCGGAGUACACAGAAUUCACCGGGAACUUCCCGGAAAUCGCUGUACAGUGCCUUCAGAAACUUCCGUCCUCAAACAGCAGGUUCACCUACGCUUGCGACCACCACAGCUUCAAUUUCCUAGUUGAGGACGGUUACGGUGCGUCCGCCCUCCUCUGCUUGCUUCCCUCUCAGGAUGUAAAUUUUCUCCCGAUAUCCUGGUAAUCUGGUUGCUUAUGUUGGUCGCUCCUGUCGGGUAAUGUCAUAAUCACGCUAGAACUUUCAAGUGAGAAGGCUGCCACGUAAGUUUACUGGUUGAGAAGAUCAUAUUUGAUCUGUUGCCAUGAUCAGCAUUUCCAAUUGUAUCAAUCGUUUGUCAUCUGGAUACUGUCAACCAAAUACUGUUUUCUACAUUCUCGAGGAGCUUAGGCUUUGGUAGAAGAACAGACUCCUCGAGGCUACGUGCUAGGGAGAUGGGCUAAUGGCAGAACAAAGGAAAAAUAACCGGCGAAAUUAGGAGAACACUGGGCAGAUCCGUACCAAAGAGUAGAGCUUUGUCUUUCGUCUCUUGCUCCGAUAUCUUCAUCAUCCUAAUCACGGUACUUAUCCUGAUUCGGUGGUUGUACAUCUCAGGGAAUUUAUAAAUAGAUUGAAAAUUUGCUGGCAGAAAACGACCUUAGAUGCUAUUGUGUUAUCUCUAAUAUGAAAUGAGGAUAUUUUUGUUCCUGCCUGCACACGGCGUAAACUGGCCAACUGGUUCCCAAGUAGUAUAAAAAUAAAGUUAAUAGAGAUUGCAGCCUUUACCAGUCAACACCCGUAGGACUGAUGUGACAGCAUUUAAUCUUCAUUAGGCUCAGAGUCUGUGUUUAUCCGGCAGCUUUGUUCAGUGAUUGUGUAGUUUCGUAAGCCUAGAAGACCCCAUCACUCAUGCUUGCAAACAUUAUUUUUUAAAAUUAUUUAUAAGAUCAUAGUCAGCUCACUUUUUCACAGGAAGCGAGAGAAGGAUGAUCUUACCUUAAAAUACUUGUGUGAAGGUAGUGACUGGCUUGGAAUAUCUGUCAAUGUUGGAACUGUUUGCAUCCAGUAAAGAGGACUGCAUAGAGGAUUACCUGAAUGACUCAAAGCUGACAUCAAGAUUACGUCUAUGUUUGUGUGUGUGUGUGUGUUUACAACGUUUUCCUUUAUAUUUUACAUAUCCAUUAUCUUAUUUUUAUUUUUUCAUUUUUUCAUUUUUUCUUUGUUAAUUUUUCGUCCCUUUUUCUUUUUAUACGUAUAUAUGUGUUUCCAUAGUCUUUGUAACUUGGUAAUUUUGUUUUCGGGCAAUCAACAUGAAGGAAUAUAUUUAUAUUUUUAGAAAGCAUACUUCCAGUCCCCACAGCCAAUGUUUGUUAUGUUUUGGCUAGAAAGUAUGUGGAUUGGUGUGGUCUAUCAGGACAAGUAGUUUUAUCUAUUUGGGAAUCGCUUUUCUGAUUGUAUGCUACCACUGGACAUCAGACGAGCUCAGUAAUGAGGAUAAUAAUGAUGGAUAGGAGGCAUACUGUCAUGCAAUUCCCAACCUUUAGCAGUGGAACGACGAACAUGGCAUUUAUAAACGUGUGAGUUACACCAUGUGAUGAUGCUGAAAAUGGCGGAAAUAAAUGCUUGAAGGGUCUGAGCAAUAUAAAGUGAAUGUGCAUUGUUAAGAAAGUUAUAUGUAAGGUACUAUAAAUUUGACUAGGUUGUGUUGGAAUUGAAACCUGGCUUGUAGUGAACCGGUUCCUCUGAAUCCAGUCUCAGCAGCACCAGGAAGGCUUUAAUGUAGAUAUGCUGAGGAACAUGCUCAUUAGUGUUUGACGUGUGUAGUUUGGCUGCUCAGUUUUCAAAUAUUUGAUUAAGAAAGGGUGCAAUGAUCCACGAACACUAAAAAUGGACCAGAUUUAACUUUAAUUAGUUAAAAACACAAAUUAAUUUGAAAGUUAAGCUCUCAUUCGAAAUACACUCGUAUUUGGAGCUGGAAUAUCCCAGUUUCCUUGUCACUUGAAAGAACCGUCAUGCUGUAAACCGAUUUGGGUUCACGAAGUCUGAGAUAUUGUAUGCACCAUCAAGAAUGUAAAUAACGCAAAAGAUUACCCACUGAACAUUUAUGUCAGAUAUAAUGAUGUACAAUAUUAUAUGCACUAUAAUAUUCUUAUUCUCUUCGUUUACGAUGAAAAGGGAAGGAUUAGCUUCUGAACGCAAAUUUCCACUUAUUAAUUCGUCCAUCUUCUAUCUAUGUAUCUACUACAUUUUAUCCAGUCUUUGGCAUUAAUAAACGAUGACUAAUGGGGUUAUUGUUCCUCUCUAAUUUACUUAUAAAAAAUUAUUCAAGAAAACCUAAAUCCUAAGGUCAGAAUGGUUCAUCCAAUCUUAUCCUUUUAAUCACUAUACAAUAAGAAAAAGGGCAGGGAGAAGAAAGUUCGUGAUCAUUUGAAAAAUAUCUUAUCAUGCACCUGGAGGCUCCCAGAGUUUGUAAUGGUUUUCCUUAUUCUAAGGUUGAUGGACUAGAUAUCAUUAUUUCUGUAUAAAAUAGUAUGCAACGGGUGAAAUCUCGAGUUAUUAUUAUUUUUUGGCUCUCCUUUGUUGAACUGAUAUCUAAUCUUAUUUAUUUCCACAGCAUAUUGUGUUGUUGUUAAAGAAUCUGUCGGGAAGCAGAUCUGCAUGGCCUUUCUAGAACGUCUAAAGGUGGACUUCAAAAAAAGAUAUGGAGGUGGUAGAGCAGAUACAGCUCUUGCCAAAAGCCUCAACAAAAAAUUUGGGUAUGUUUGUUGAAUUUGUUCCGGUUUUUGUUCAUUUUACUUCAUCGGAAGACGCGUUCAUUUGUUGGAGCGUUGAUCAACUAUGCAGUCCUGUUAUAAAGGAGCAUAUGCAAUACGUCAUCGAGCAUGCUGACGAGCUCAUUAAGCUUCUCAAGGUCAAGGCCCAGGUUUCAGAAGUCAAGAGCAUCAUGCUGGAAAAUGUAGAGAAGGUACUUGGGUUACCCCGCUCCCGUCUGUUUGGCUUCUCUGUAGCGGUCAUUAUUUGGUCUGCAAAUCUGCGGCGUUUCAACGAGUAGGAAUUAUCUCACGGGCGACAAUCGAAUGCUUCACAGAACAAACGACGAACGAUUGGUAUUACUUUUAACCAUAUAUGAACCUACCUAGAUCCAAAAACUUGAACACCGUUUCCAACUCUCUCUCUCUCUCUCUCUCUCUCUCUCUCUGUCUAUCGAUGUAUCUACUGUCACAGGGACCUGCUGAGGCUUCUAGCCUUUCCUUCUCCUUUUUUCAUUGUGUUUUCAUCUGGUUGACCACUGUUCUUCCCUCUCCUUCAUCAGAACUUAAACCCAGUGGGUUUUCUUUUCAGGCCGUGGACAGAGGGCAGAAGAUCGGUGAUCUGGCCGAGAAGGCAACAGACCUACGCUGUCAGGUUGUUCUUCCUAGCUUAAACAACCCACUCCUUUUUUGGUUGCUAAGGGGCCACCCAGACCCAUUUGAAAUCAUUUUUGGCAGGCACAGGAUUUCAAGAAGAAGGGGGGUCAGGUCCGCCGCAAGAUGUGGCUUCAGACCAUGAAGGUCAAGCUGGUCGUCCUCGUCGUCCUCCUCCUACUCGUCCUCAUCGUCUGGGUCACCGUCUGCCAGGGAUUCGACUGCACCAAGUAG
Molecule: messenger RNA, 3725 nt
Organism: Spirodela intermedia
Lineage: Eukaryota; Viridiplantae; Streptophyta; Magnoliopsida; Alismatales; Araceae
Source: the annotation of a GenBank genome assembly